This is a messenger RNA of Symbiodinium sp. CCMP2592, 5223 nucleotides long. The record is from the annotation of a GenBank genome assembly. NCBI's taxonomy places the organism in Eukaryota, Dinophyceae, Suessiales, Symbiodiniaceae.
AUGCCCGUGCCCAGCUGGCAUGGUGACGGCAAAAUCCCGGCGCCUGAGAAUCGCUUGGAAGCUUGGCUACUCGCCGCGCUGGACUGCAAGUUUGCACAACAGGAAGCAUUUCUGCGCGACUUAAUCAAGUCGCCUGGGCUGCUCCCAUUGGGAAGCUCCAUCGGAUUGGCGAGCUCCGUAGAGACCAUGGGCGACAGCUGUGCACCAGGCAGUCGGGGCGCCCUGGAGAAAACCGAGAGAGAUGUAGACGAGUUGCACGUGGAGUUUAUGAGUUCCGAUCUGUCGCCCAGACCCGAAACACCAAUAUCAGAUCCCUCCUCGGAUGCCAAAAGCAGAUUUUUUGGGAGAGCAGCCAACACACUUGGGGCCCAUGUCAUGAAAGAGAAGUGGGCGCAGGACCCUCCCUUUAAGGCCUUUGUCAAGAACCAGAUGGACGUUCUGAUUGGUGUGGUGGUCAUCGUUAAUGUAUCUUUCAUGGUCUUCCACGCUCAGUGGAUGGGGGCACAGGCAGAUCUCACUGUGGGAGUCAGCGACCAGCCUUGGAUGGGUCCAUCGCAAGAACUGUUCGAUAUUUCAGAGUAUGUAUUCUUCAGCUUGUACCUCUUGGACGUUGGCAUUCGAGUUCUGGUGCUUCGGGGUGAAUGGUGGUACGACCCGCUGCGUGGGCGAAUGUACUUAAACGCAUUUGAUGCGAUUCUCGUGUCUGUGAAUUUCCUGGAGCUGGUAGUUGUUCCUGGAAUUUUGGGCGAUGAAAGCCAGAUGAGCUCUAGCCAGAUCCGACUGAUCAAGCUGUCGCGUGUGGCAAGAACGCUUCGUGUAAUCAAAUCACUCUCCUUGUUCAGGCAGUUGAGGCAUCUUGUGGGGACAUGUAUUGCAAGCAUUGGGGCCCUGUUCUGGUCUAUUGUUUUGAUUUUGCUUUGCCAGCUGACCUUUGCUUUGAUGGUCUGCCAAGCGAUGCAGCCUUUCAUUCUGAAUGAAGAGGCCGACCUCGACAUCCGCAUGCAGAUGAACAGCUGGUAUGGCAGUUUUUUCAAAGCAAUGUACACCAUGUUUGAGAUAACGCUGAGCGGCGGAUGGCCUCUUCUGGUGAGACCUGUAGUGGAGCUGGUGGAUGCCUGGUACGCGGCCCUCUUCCUGCCCUAUGUAGCUGUCGUGGUUUUUGCUGUCUUGAGGAUAGUCACUGCCCUUUUCAUAAAGGAGACGCUGAACACUGCAGCUAAUGAUGCAGAAAUGGUGAUGGAGGAGUCUAGGUCAGGUUCUUUGCAAUAUCAACGUCGCCUCGAGCAGCUUUUCCGCUUGGUUGAUGAUGACGGGGAUGGCCACUUGACACUUGAUGAAUUUCGUGCUGCUGUGAAUAUGCCCAGUGUGUCGCAGUAUCUGUCAUACUUGGACGUGACAGUGCGGGAGUGCGAGCCUUUGUUUGAGAUCCUUGCAGAAGGGGAUGGCCUUAUCACGAUUUCCGAGUUCUGCACGGGCAUCAUGCAGUGGAAAGGCCAAGCAAGAGCACUGGACAUCGUGAUGCUUCAGCAUGUGCUUCGAUGCAAAACUUCAGCCAAGAGAGAAUGCCAAGCUGCUGAGCGAGUGCCAGCAGAUUCGCCGCAGUGUCGCCGCAAUCUCGAAGGCCUUUCGCCGCCGUGCCUAGGUGCUGCGCAGGAUGUGAAAGAUAUCGAAGCGAUGCACAUCGGUGCAGUCGCGCCCUUGAGGUUUCGGGCCCAAAUAUGCUGCACUGUUACAAUCAAGGCGGAGAUGUCGAAAGAACAGAUUCCAAUGCGACACGAAGCCUUUCGCUUAGUUUCGAGCAAACGGCGAUUCGCAGCAGACCUGUCGGAUGCAAAACCGAGUAAUCAACUCAAUUGCUUGUCGCAGAGGUCACUACAGGGCCUAGCUGCCGAUAUCGACGAGCCACACGACCAUGCGUGGCAGCUCGAGUUGACCACAGUCGUGUUGUCAACCUUGGACCGCAAGUUCUCUGAGCAAGAAGCCCUCCUACGCCAACUCUUGGCUCCUACUGUGGAACUCUCUGGAGAGAGUUCUGUGGCUUUGGUGGAGAAGGUCGAAGCCGUGAACUCAGCCGAGGCGAUACUUCAUACCGAAAGUGUGAUGCGGGAGACGUGGGAGAAGGACCCGCCUGUAAAGGCAUUUGUGAAGGGCCCACUGGAUGUGUACGCAGGAUGCGUAGUCAUCAUCAACGUAGUUUUCAUGAUAUUGAAUACGCAGUGGACUGGAUCCGUGGCCGAUGUCAGAGUGGGUAUACACGACGAGCAACCAACUUGGUUGUCACAAGAGUUUUUUGACGUCACCGAGUUUGUAUUCUUUUCUUUGUAUGUUUUGGAUGUAAGCAUGCGGCUGGUCGUGCUCCGUGGCGAAUGGUGGUUUGAUCGCUACCGUGGCAGGAUGUAUCUUAACGUAUUUGACGCAGCCCUGGUUCUUAUCAAUUUCUGUGAGCUGCUACUUAUUCCAGCAAUAACGAACACACGGGAUGGGGACCUCCACGCAAGCCACAUACGAAUGAUGAAGCUCCUGCGACUAGCGCGGUCUCUUCGGAUAUUCAAGACGGUGUCAAUGUUUCGUCAUCUUCGGAACCUGGUCGGCACCUGUGUUGCGAGCUUCUUCGCAUUGAUAUGGUCUGUCGUGCUCCUGCUCCUCGUCCAGCUCACCUUUGCCCUGAUCGUUUGCCAGGCCUUGCAAGGUGUAAUUUUGGACGACGAGAUCGACUUGGAGGUCAGACUGCAGAUGAACAACUUGUAUGGAAGCUUCUUGAAAGCGAUGUACACCGUGUUCGAGAUAACUCUGAGCGGUGGUGGCCACUGCGUCUCGGUUCGGUACUGCAAUCGGCUUGUUCGCCCGGUCGUGGAAACCGUGAGCCCCUGGUAUGCCGCGCUGUUCUUGCCCUACAUAAUGCUGGUGGUUUUUGCAAUAUUGAGAAUUGUGACCGCCCUCUUCAUUAAGGAAACCUUGCAGAGUGCGGAGAACGAUGCCGAAAUGAUGAUGGAGGAUUCAAGGACCAGCUCCCAGAGGUAUCAGAGGCGUCUGGAAGAGCUUUUCCACCUUGUGGAUGACGAUGGAGAUGGGCACCUCACUCUCGAAGAGUUUCGGGCAGCUUGCAGUUUGCCAAGUGUAGAGCAGUACAUGGGCUACCUGGACGUCACGUUGCGAGACUGUGAGCCGCUGUUUGAGAUUCUGGCAGAGGGGGAUGGCUUGAUCACCAUCGCAGAGUUCUGCAAAGGUGUUAUGCAAUUGAAAGGUCUGGCCAAAGCUAUUGACAUUGUCAUGCUCAAGCAUGAGAACGGUAAGAUCUUGAGAGAGCUUCAGAAUGCUCGUCUUGUCAUGGCGGCAGCACUGCCUCACUCUGCAAAGGUGCAGAUGGUGCUGAUUUGCACCGAAAGCCGUAAAUCGAAAGUUUCACCUGCCAGUUUCUACGCGGGAGUGUUUCUGGGUGAGGCUCGAAAUGUGGGUUUCGCAAAGCUAGCUUUUGAUGUCACGAGCGGUUCUGCGAAGCAUAGCUUAAUGUACGAUGCUAUACUAUACAGAGCAUCACGUCGAGCAGUUGCUUCCCAUGGGCUCUGCUCUACUCUAGUUCAGAUGGCCCCGAAGAAAGGGAAGAAGGAGGAGGAAGAGGUUGCAGAAGCACCUGUUGCACCAACCGAGCCUGUGGAGGAGGUUCCGAAAGCUCGGAGAGUCUGGUCCUACGGCAUCAACAACCACGUGGACCACUUGGCUGCAGAGACAGUGCAGGCCUUCAAGGGUCUUGGCGACUUCCGCCAGGACUUUGCCGGCUUGUGCGAUGCGCUGGACAUCGUGGGCCAUCAUGCCCUGAUGCCGGAGAAAGACUUGGAAGCUCCUCGCGAGGCAGGCCCAUCAGCGGUUCUGACACUGCAAAGCCAGUUGCUGGAUCGUGCUUCCAUGUUGGUCAUGAAGGCAAUUCUGCCAACCUCUCUGCACCUGGACACCUUGCGCCUGAGUGGAUGCAGCCUGGACAUAGACCUGCUACAGUUGCUGCGCGAAGCCUUGACUUCAGAGACGACAGUGCGAAGCUUGAAUGUGGAGUGGAACCGCAUGGAGCUAGCGCUGGAUGACAAGAUCCGUGAGUCAUUGAACGAGGCACAUCACUGGACGGAAAUCGAUGAGGCUGAGAAGAGUUUGUUCCAUUCACGGGCGCAGCGUUCGUUGACGAUGUUCCGAGAGGAGCUGGAGUCAAGACAAGGUGGCGACGUGAAAUUGGCCAUCCAGCGGUUAUCGGAGCAUGCAGUCGCAGGGCAUCCGGUGACAGCAUCGCUUUGGCCCAUGGACAUCAAUUCCUGGGUGUCUACCUUCUACGAUGUAUUUCACAUGGAUGUCAUUGAUUGUGAGCCUGUUUUCAACAUCCUCGACUCUGACUACGGCGACGGCGACGGGUUCGUUCCUCUGGCGAGGCUGCAGGAGGUGUUGGAGGGGCUGCCCACCGAUCCGCCAGAGAGCGAAGAUAGGCUCCUCCCUCCUGCUCAGUGCCCAGAGUUCCAAGAUGAGAUCGGCUCCGCCUUUGGGGCAUUCUUGGACCGCACGAGCCCACUGGAAGUAAUUUCCUUCAGGUGUUGCAAUCUGGCUCGCUUGGAGGUUCAGGCCAUCAGCUCAUGCUUGGCGAGUCCAUCCCCGCACCUGCGUGCGCUUAAUCUCUGGGGCAACAAAAUCUGCGAUCGUGGCGCGCAAGCCUUGGCACAAGCACUCGAAUACAACUUCGGGCUGCAGUUUCUUGGGCUUGGUCGCAACUUUGUCACCCAUGAAGGCCUCCGAGCACUGUGCAACGUCCUCGGGACACGGCGACUCGAGGAAAAGGCUGCUGCUGAGAAGGUCAUCAAGCACUUGAAGGACCAGCAGAAGGAGGUGGAAAAGAAGCGAAAAGCUUUCGGGGCCCCGCCGAAGGAUGCCAACGGCCGAGAGCGGUAUUGGCCAGAACCACACUUGGACACCUGCGAAGAGUUUAAGGACGACUCAGGCACACCCUUUUGGAUCUGGACUCGGAAUACUGUGGUCAAGACGGUGAAUGUGGAGCAGAACCCUAUAAGCGAUGCAGACAUGGUGGAGCGUCUCCAACCACAUGGUACUGGUGCCUUGAUACUCCGUUCAACUCCUUGCACGGCAGUGCUUCUCGAGCGACAGCAGAAGGCCAAGGAGCAAAAGGCCUCCCUGCCGGAAGAUGAGGAAGGCCCCGACGAGAGCAAAGGAUGGACCCUGAUCUUGAGCUGA